Messenger RNA from Cyprinus carpio (common carp), 4654 nucleotides. Its product is annotated as BICD family-like cargo adapter 1. Lineage: Eukaryota; Metazoa; Chordata; Actinopteri; Cypriniformes; Cyprinidae. The transcript has 11 exons. Gene Ontology annotation, biological process: Golgi to secretory granule transport; vesicle transport along microtubule. The coding region runs from base 382 to 2235 and encodes 617 amino acids. The record is from RefSeq and is a predicted model, not a curated record.
AGGAGGCUCGCGCACGAGAGCAAUCCGUGUGUCUUACAGGCCGGGGAUGUGAGCGAGGGGCGACAAUAAUGGGGAAUAACCGGGACCCCGGUGCUCUGGAGUGGACACAACGACUGGACGGUGAUCAUCAAGGGGGUUAACGUGAAGAUCAGUCAUCCCGAGAGUGUUUUACACUGAUUUGGCGAGCCUUGAUGGAUUACUUUGGGCUCAAUGAUCAAUUGAUUGCCGCCGGAGACCAGAUAAAGCGCAUAUAAAUAUACUGGAUACAAUUUAUCCAUUUCCAUGGCGUUAUCACCCACCCAGAGCCAAGCAGGUCACCUGGACCCAGGACUAAAGCGGGCUCACCGGGUCUAAAGCGCUCGAUUUGUCGUGAUUGAGGCGAUGUUCGCGUCUUGCCUCGAUCUGCGCAGCGCGAUUUCAGCACCACCGCAGCUGGACAGCGACCGCAUGGACCGAGCGCUCGAUCCCAGCCGUCAAAACUCGCCAGACUCCGCCGCGGAAAACCAGACCCUCACGCUGCUACACACCGCGCACGGGGGGCUCGGCAUGGCUCUGGAGGAGGAGCUGGCCAUGCUCACCCGCGAGCGGGAGGAGGAUCUGGAGAUAUCCGCCUCAGAGACACCUGUGAGCGGACAGGACUCUGACCUACUGUCGCUCUUCCGGCAGAAGGAGAAGGACUUGGUCCUCGCUGCUAAACUGGGCAAAGCUCUACUUGAACGAAACCAAGACCUCACAAAGCAAUAUGACAAAAUGACCAAGGAUUUAAACGACAAACUGGAGCUCCUGGAGCAGGAGAAGCAUGAGCUGCGGCGGCGUCUGGAGAGCCGUGAGGGCGAGUGGGAAGGCCGGGUGGCUGAACUGGAGACAGAUGUGCAACACCUGCAGGGGGAGCUGGAGAGACAUCAGGUGCAGCUGCGAGAGGCCGACCGCGACAAGAGCCGAGCCAUCAGCGAGCUGUCAGAACAAAACCAUCGACUGCUGGAGCAGCUCAGCAGGGCCGCCGAGGUGGAGAAACAGUUGUCUACUCAGGUCCAUUCUUUACGGGAUGAUUUCAAAGAGAAAAGCAUCUCCACCAACCAGCACAUGACACGCCUUGAGACCCUACAAGCCGAGCAAGGGCUUGAAAUAAAGAUGUUGUCAGAACGUAAGCAGGAACUGGAGCGACGCGUGAAUGCAAUGCUGGAGGAGAACGAGCAGCUGCAGCACACGGUGGACGAGCUGAGAGAGCGAACGCUGGUCCUGGAGAAACAGUGUCACCAGAAGGACCUACAGCUGCGCCAGAGUCAGCUGGAGCUGCAGGAAGUGCGUGUGUCUCACCGGCAGCUGAGCGCUCGUCUGGAGGAGCUGACGGAGGAACGCAGUCUACAGGGCUUCAGUCCGAACCCACACAGCAUCCUCUGUGAGAUCGAGCAGAGCAUGGAGCAGGAGGAGCUGGAGCAGGAGAGAGAGCAGCUCCGGCUGCAGCUGUGGGAGGCUUACUGUCAGGUGCGCUCCAUCUGCUCCCAGCUGAGAGGAAAUGACAUCACAGACUCCGCCUUAUCCACAGACUCGUCCAUGGAUGAGUCUUCAGAGACCCUGUCUGCUAAAGACGUCCCCACGGGGAGUUUGCACGCUAAUCUUCUGGAGCUGCGCAGACUCACGCAAAACCUGCUGGACGGCAAUGAAUCUACGGGUUCACGGCGCAGUGAUGAGGAGGUUCUGGAGGAGCAGGUGCGUAAAUUGAGCGAGGAGCUGCGAGAGCUUCGAGAACUGUACGAACAGGAGCAGGAAAAAACACACAACAGCCAGGAAGAGGUGCUACAGCUCCAUAAUCAGGUGGCGCUGCUCUCGGUGGAAGUUUCUUCUUCAAGAGAGGAGAACGAGCGCUUGAGAGCGAUGGCAGAAGUACACGAGCCCAACGAACACUUACAGAGCGCUAUACGAGACAGAGAUGAAGCCAUUGCCAAGAAGAAAGCUGUGGAGAUGGAGCUGGCGAAGUGUAAGAUAGACAUCAUGUCUUUGAACAGUCAGCUGUUGGAUGCGAUACAGCAGAAACUCAACCUGUCUCAGCAGUUAGAAGCCUGGCAGGAUGAUAUGCACAGAGUUAUCGAUCAACAGCUGAUGGAUAAACACCAGGAGGAGUGGAAGGAUCCUCCGUACUCCUUCAACGGGUCACGAGGAGGAGCUCCAUCCAGACGAGCGCAUCGCCUCUCGGACGGAGACAAGCGCCUCUUUUCAUUCUUCAAGAAGAACUGAGAUUAUCUGAAGACAUGGAGAAAGAGAGUGUGAGAACAGACGUGAGAGAAGGGUACAACAAACGACAAAGAAAGUCUAAAUCACUAGAUCAGUGGUUCUCAACUGGGUUUGAUCAUCAAAAACCAAAAUUAUUUAUUGUACAAAAGUAACAACAAAAACAAACAAACCUUAAAAUACAACUCUGAAAUGCAUUAAAUAGUUGCAUUAAUGAACUCACAAAAUUCAGAUAAAAACUUAGAUUCAUGUAUUUGAAUUGCAUAUAAAUUUCCAUCCAUUUGGACAGUUUUAACAUAAACUAAUAAAUCUAAUGUGAUGCAUAUUUAUCAGUUAAACAAAAAUAAAACAGGUUUCUGAAAAAGAUUUCUAUAAUUUUACAAACACAGUAACCAGGUUUAAACAUUGAUCAUUAAUAAAUCAAAAUUAACUGAAUAUUGCUUGUUCAAUGGCCAUAAUGUAACUUUUUUUUUAUACUUUUUAACUAAAUUAAUUUAAUUGUUUUCACAAUGAACGGAAGCAAUUAAAAUAAAUGCAUUUUGAAAAUAAAAUUAAAUAGAUGCAAAUGUAUAAUAAUAAACUAUGCCAUGCUGUUUUGGAGUGAUUUGUUUAGUUUAUUAGUUUGUUUAUAUUAAAACUGUGCAAUCCAAAUAGAUUUGUUGAUAAUACAUUUAUGAACCUGCUAUUGUGUAUUUAAAACACAUUCAGUUCAGUUAGUACUGUUACAGAAAACUGACCUUUAUUUUAUGCAAUUUAUGCAAAUACAUAAAUCUUAAAUCUAAGAUUAAAUAUUUCGGUAACACUUAAAGUCUGUAUAUAUAAUGCAUUAUUUUAAAGAAGUUGUUAUGCAUUCAUUUUUGCCUCAUAAUGAGCUUUACAAGGCAUAAUGCACUGUUUGAUGUCAUGAAUAAUUGUAACCACGGUUAUGAUACAUUAUAAUACUUAUGUAUUAUACUUACUCAUUGUUACACCUUAAGAAUAUAUAAUGCAUUAAAACGCAUGAUACACAAACCUUCAGAUAUUAUAAAGCAUUUUAACUUUGGUUACAAUUUUACAGGUAGGUUCAAUUUCUGAACAGAUAUAAUGCAUUACAACGUUCACGUUGAAUACCUUUAAUAUGAAUUAUACAUAAAGGCUUUAAGUGUUACAUAGGUUUUAUGUUGUCUGCCUGCACCCAGUAAUUGACUGUAAAAACACUUAUUUCGGGUCCCGAGCCACCGGCUGAGAACCACUGCACUGACAAACCCAGUUCUCUGAUGGCUUUGAGCCGUUUUGCACUUUAUCUGUACCCACAAUCCUCCCUCAGAAAGCUUUAGGAGCAGAACACAAAUCUCGUCUGACAGGAUGAAGCCCUGCGGCAGGGUCUGUUUAACAGGGUUCCCAGAAUUCUCCAGUCCUCUCAGAGGUCUGUAUCCCCUGCGAGUGCCUCGGAAAGCUUCUCCUCACCUCACUGCCAGAGAUUCACGGAGGCACAUCACGGCAUUCGCUAGAGACUCAACUCAGGAGGUUUCAGCAUCACCAUGACGUUUCAGGCCCAGACGGAAUCUGUGGACGUCUUUUGCAUUUUCUGUGCUGAUUUGGGGACCAAAAAAUAUGAGAGUACUGCAGUAUUAUUGAAAAUAAGAUGAAUGUCAUAAAUCAGCAUCAAUUUGUCCGUUUGGGACACAGAUUGGGUGUGGGCCUGAUUAUAGAUGAUGUUUGAACGCUGCAACUUUAAAAUCAGAAACAGCUACAGACGUUCUGCUCUUGGGUUCAUUCACAGAGCUGUUUUAUAUAAAACUAAUGAAUGUCAUUAACUUUCUAACAACCACAUGAAUAUAAUAUAAGAUCAACUUUCAGCAGCUGCUUAGAAUCCAAAACUUAUAAAAGCACGCAACACAAACAAAUAACAAUGCAACAGGAAAUUAGUCGUGGCUAUUUUAUCAAACAUAUCUGCUUGUUUUUUAGCACAUAUCUGGAGAAAAUGUCCUCAGGACUGCUUGAUUAUAAACGUCAGGCUGUCUGCGUCACAAUCUGACGCCAAUGAACCAAAGAGCAGAAGUGUUGAGCUGUAAUUGUAGACUGCGUCUGAAAAACUUUUACACAUGUACAAACAGUAUAAAUCAGAGAGAAACACCAAACUGAAGACACCAUUAGAUGAUGUCAGUCCUCAGAGAUGCACUGAAACUGCGGCUGUGUUCAGAAUUAAAUACUACUGCGCCGUACACUACACACAAAUAAUAAUGUGACACUGUAUGCAGAAUGGAACAAUAUUUCUUGCAUUGCAAUCACCAAAAAUUCCAAUGUAUUUUUUUUUUUCAUUGGUCAAAAAACUGUCACUACACUAGGAAAAGUCUGUAAAAAUAGGGCAGAGUGAAGUGUUAAUAUGACUUAACAGCUGAUGUCCUGUCAGAAAAUCACCAGUACCUUUUCCCACUUUUAAAAA